This is a messenger RNA of Phyllostomus hastatus (greater spear-nosed bat), 7264 nucleotides long. It is a transcript of the gene OTOGL, whose product is annotated as otogelin like. Gene Ontology annotation, cellular component: extracellular matrix. The transcript is spliced from 58 exons. The record is from RefSeq and is a predicted model, not a curated record. Gene Ontology annotation, molecular function: protein binding; alpha-L-arabinofuranosidase activity. Bases 1 to 7041 code for a protein of 2346 amino acids. Gene Ontology annotation, biological process: L-arabinose metabolic process. Lineage: Eukaryota; Metazoa; Chordata; Mammalia; Chiroptera; Phyllostomidae.
AUGAACAUUGUGAGAAAACUCAAUUUAAUGAUACCUUGGAGUAAAUUCUUGCUUCAUAUACUGCUGUUUUCAUUACAAGGAUAUAUUUGUGCAUCAUCCAUUUUGACUGAAACAUCAAAAAACGGAUCUAAUGAAAAUCAACAGAAAAGAGCUCUUUUAGCAGCGCAGUCUGAAGCAACAUCUCCAAGAUACUUCUUCCAUGAAGCUAUUAAUUGGGGUGAGAGCAAAAUAAAAGGUUCUUGUCCUCAUGAAUGCCUUAACGGAGCUUUCUGUUCUACGGCUGGUACGUGUGACUGCCAAAUAUUUCAGGCACUGGGGACACGGUGCCAGAUUGUGCCGAACAUGGGCAAUGGCAGAGAUGGGAUUUGCAAAACCUGGGGACAGUACCACUUUGAAACUUUUGAUGGUAUCUACUAUUAUUUCCCAGGAAACUGUUCUUACAUUUUUGCAAAAGACUGUGGUAAUUUGGAGCCUCGAUACACUGUAUGGGUUCAUAAUAGCCCUAAGUGCCUUGGUUCAGUGUAUUACUGUUAUCGGUCAAUCAGCCUGUUCUUUUCAGACCAACAGGAAAUUCGAAUUUAUGGGCAUGAGAUAAAAAAAAAUGGAAUCAGCUUAACAUUGCCUCAGACAAUUGGACAGAUUUCUGUUGAGAAACUAGCUGACUACAUUCUGGUGAAAACAACCUUUGGUUUUUCAUUGGCUUGGGAUGGAAUAUCUGCAAUUUACCUCAAAAUAUCUGAGGAGCACAAGGGGAAAUCCUGUGGCCUCUGUGGAAACUACAACAGCAUUCAAUCUGAUGAUUUCAUCAUUCAUCAAGAUGACUACACAGAAGACAUUGCUAUGUUUGCAAAUAGUUGGUUGGUGCAGACUCCAGAUGAUACCAAAUGUGUACCCACACCUUCAGAUUUUCCAAAUCCAUGCUCCAGUGGAAUGCCAGCAUUUGAGGCCAUCUUCUUCAAGUGUCAGAUUCUGCUGCAGUUUCCUUUUUUGAGCUGCCAUGAAUACAUUGACCCAUAUUUAUAUAUUGCCAGCUGUGUUAAUGAUCUUUGCAAAGCUGACGAUGAUGAGACCUACUGCCGGGCAGCCACGGAGUACGCUAGAGCCUGUUCCCACGCUGGCUACCCUAUUCAAGACUGGAGAGAUGACUUUCCAGCAUGUACUGAUAAAUGUGAUGAUAGCUUCGUCCAUCGGGACUGUAUCAGUUGUUGCCCACCCACCUGCACAUUUGAGAAAGAAUGUCUUGGGAGCAAUCUCCAAUGUCUUGAUGGAUGUUACUGUCCAGAUGGACUCAUUAUGGAAAAUGGGGCUUGCAUCUCCUUGGAAAAUUGCCCAUGUAGUUUUCAUGGACUAGCUUAUUCAGUUGGUUCAAAAAUUGAACAAGAAUGCACCGAAUGUGUAUGUGUUGGUGGAAUUUGGAACUGCACUGAGCAUGACUGUCCAGUUCAAUGCUCUGUUGUAGGUGACUCUCAUUUCACAACUUUUGAUGGCCGACAUUAUUCUUUCAUUGGAAUGUGCCAAUAUGUCCUUGUGAAAGGGACUGGAAAAGACAAGUUCACAAUUACUUUAGAGAAAGCUCACUGUGAGCAGAACCUUGGCUUGGUCUGCCUUCAGUCUAUAACUCUAAUUCUGGAGGAUGAUUUUAACAAACAAGUGACAGUUAGUAGGGGAGGACAAAUCCUCACCGGUCCUAACCAAGGCUUCAGCCUGAAUGGAAUUGUUGAAAUUCAAACUCUGUCUUCCUUAUUUAUUCUUCUAAAAACCACAUUUGGUUUAAAGAUUCUGUUUGCUAUAGAUGGGGAAAGAAUUUAUAUUCAGCUCACCAGCACAUGGAAAAGAAGAACACUGGGGCUCUGUGGCACUUUUAAUGGGAACAUAAGGGAUGAUUUUCUUUCCCCAUCAGGUAUGAUAGAAGGUACACCACAACUUCAUGCAAAUGCGUGGAGAGUUUCCUCCACUUGUUUUGCACCUGUUCAUGUUCCUAUGGUGGACCCCUGUAACAUUAACCAACAAAACAUUGGAUACGCAGCACACUGUGACGUCAUCCACCAAGAGCUCUUUGCUCCUUGUCACUUCUACGUCAGCCCUGGACUGUACUACCAGCUAUGCCGCCACGAUGCAUGCAAGUGUGGAAGUGCCUGCCUAUGCAAUGCUCUCGCCCACUAUGCCUACCUGUGUGGCCAGCGCGGUGUCACCAUUGAUUUCAGAGCUUAUGUUUCAUUCUGUGGCCUGGUGUGCCAGAAAGGCAUGCUGUACCACCACUGCUCCUCCUUCUGCCGCCGCUCCUGCACGGCUCUCUCCGCCCCCGAACGGUGCACUGAUGAAUGUGCCGAAGGCUGCAACUGUCCUGAAGGCAAAUAUUACGAAGAAACGCUUCACUUCUGUGUGCCCAUAUUUCACUGCCGGUGUCAUUACAGGGGCAGCAUUUACCAACCUGGAGAGCUUAUCCCAACACCUACGGGCUUAUGUCAAUGUUCAAAUGGGACUGUGAGAUGUGAUGAGCCAGCACCGCCCUCUACUGUUCAUGCCUGCCCCGAGGGAAAAGUGUAUUUUGACUGCAGGUUUCCUGAUCCUGAAUUACCAGCUGGUGGUGUAAAUUGUGAGAUUACAUGUGCAAACCUGGCCAUGAACUUCACUUGUGCCCCAUCCUCACCCUGCAUAAGUGGUUGCGUUUGUGCUCCAGGGCUGGCGGAGCACAAAGGAAAGUGCUAUAUUCCUGAAAGCUGUCCUUGUAUCUGGAAAGACUGGGAGUACCUCUCGGGAGAAGUGAUUGCUACUCCGUGUUAUACCUGUGUUUGUCGACGAGGAAUGUUCAAUUGCACAUACUAUCCAUGCCCAGCAGUGUGCACAAUAUAUGGAGAUCGGCAUUAUCAUUCUUUUGAUGGUCUGGAAUAUGACUAUAUUGGUGAUUGCCAAGUAUUUUUGAUAAAGAGUACAGAUGAUUCAGAUAUAUCAAUCAUUGCCCAGAACAAGAAAUGCUUUGACAAUGAUAUUGUUUGUUCUAAAAGUGUUUUGGUUUCAGUUGGAGACACUGAAAUUUACCUGAAUGAUUCUCCUUACAAAGAGGAACAAACAGGUUUUUUUCUGGAAAAUGAACCUACAUACCAACUUUGGAAGGCAGGGUACUACAUGGUAGUAUACCUUCCAGAGAAAGACAUCACUAUUCUUUGGGAUAAAAAGACAACCAUUCAUAUCAAAGUUGGACCACAGUGGCAGAACAAACUAUCAGGAUUAUGUGGAAACUUUGACAAAUGUACUUCAAAUGAUAUGACCACAUCUAAUAACAUAGAAGUGAGAAAUGCCCAGGUGUUUGGAGAUAGCUGGGCAUUAGGACAGUGUGAAAAUGCACAUGAAUUAUUUAAACCCUGUGAGGCACAGCAAAACAAAUUUCCUUAUGCCAAGAAAGAAUGCUCCAUUUUGUACAGCGAUGUUUUUGCUGCUUGUCGCAAUGUGAUUGAUGUUACUUCUUUUGCCAAAAAUUGCCAUGAAGACACAUGUAACUGUAACCUUGGUGGGGACUGUGAGUGCUUAUGCACGAAUGUGGCAGCAUAUGCAUAUAAGUGUUGUCAGGAAGGGGUCCCGGUGCACUGGAGGUCAUCUACGGUUUGCUCACUUGAUUGUGAAUAUUACAAUGAAGGGCUUGGAGAAGGUCCAUAUAUGCUGGCAAGUUAUGGGCAGAGUGGCCUUGUUCUGGGGGCCAAUAUAACCAGUAGAAACAUUUUCUCUUUGCCAAGAAGUGGUACUUAUGGUGAUUUAUUGUUUAGUUUUAUGAUCACUCCAGGCCUUGUCAAAGAGAAGGCAUCGUCACUGGCGCUUGUUUCCUUGGAAUCUGCCGAAAGGCCAAACUACUUUCUUUAUGUCCAUAAUGAUGACACUCUUAGUCUGAAACUGUGGCAGGGGAAUUCUUUCUUUCAUCGGAGAGCCACAUUUUUCCACCAUCCGGGCCUCUGGAUUCCUGGUUAUAGUGCAUUUGAGUUAUACAGCAAGAAAGGCUUUUUCAUCACACUCUCAGACUUUAGUGUCAAAGCUUCAAAAUAUGAUGAUUCUGAAGAUUUUAAGCAUUCAAGUAGCUUCAGCAUAGAAGAAAUCCAGGCAGCUGUGCCGUACAGGAGGAUGUGUGAGUGGAAGUAUGAGCCCUGUGCCACACCAUGUUUCAGAACGUGUAGCGACCCUGAAGCACUCACAUGCAAAUUCCUUCCACCGGUUGAAGGAUGCUUGCCCUACUGCCCCAAAACUAUGAUCCUUGAUGAGGUCACCCUCAAAUGUGUUUAUCCAGGAGACUGUGCUCCUCUGAUUUCCACAGAACCUGCGUUUGUGACCCCAGGUAAGCCGUCUCAACCCACAUAUACAGGUCCAGAAAUAACAACCCCAUCAGAAACGCCCACGCCGGGUUUGGAAUGUGAGCCUCAACAAUUUGAUCCUGUUUAUAAUUGUAGCCAAUAUAUAUGCAUCAAUAUGGAAUGGACGUUGUAUAACUGGUCUCUUAGUUGCCCGAAGGACUUGGAAAUGCCUGACUGUGGCUUCCGGGGAAGGCCUGUCCAAGUGAACACGGAUAUCUGCUGUCCUGAGUGGGAAUGUCCUUGUCGGUGUUCCAUGUUGUCAGAACUGAGCAUUAUCACAUUUGAUGGAAACAAUGCCGCAUUGUAUAGUAUGGCUUCUUAUAUCUUAGUAAGAAUUCCUGAGGAAAUUAUAGUUGCUCAUAUUGAAAAAUGUUCCAUGAAUCAGAACGAAAACUCAUUAAAAAGAUUAGCUUCCUCUGAAAGAAUCUCUGGACUUUGUUUUAACAAGUUAAAUUUGACAACAUCUAUACAUAAGAUAAUUGUCCAUCGGGCAGUAAGAAAGAUAGAAGUGGAUUCUAUUGUUGUGCCUUUGCCCUUUUCAAAUCAAGAACUGCUGAUAGAGGACUCUGGUACUAUGUAUGUGAUCACUACCCCAUCUGGACUAAUCAUAAAGUGGGCUCAUCUUACAGGAAUCUUAGACAUUCAUUUCGGCUCUCAGUUUAACCUGUCGUCUUACACAGAAGGACUUUGUGGAAUUUGCAAUGACGAUCCAGAUGAUGAUCUAAAGAUGCAAAAUGGCACAAUUAUUACAAAUAUGGAAGACAUAGAAUUAUUUAUUGAGAGCUGGGAAAUUGAGAAAUUAUUUAAAGUAACAACGAGAAGACCUGUUAGAAAUUGUACUGAGUAUGACUGCAGUCACUGCAUUGAGUUAUUAAACAGAAAAGCUUUCACUCCAUGCCAUAAUAAAGUUUCACCACAGAGCUUUUGUGAAAAGAUGUGGAUUAAUUAUACCAAUUCUUGGAACCAUGAAUGUGACGCACCUUCUGCAUACGUGGCUCUGUGCAACAAUUUUGACAUCUGCAUUCAGUGGAGAACGCCUGAUUACUGCGAGCUGAGUUGCCCAGAGGGUAAGGAAUAUCAAGCCUGCGUGCGACCCUGUGAAGCAAGAACAUGUCUGAACAGAUGGUUCUAUGGACACUCUUCCUGUUUGAAUUUAAGAGAAGACUGUGUGUGUGAAAAUGGAACCAUUCUUCACAGGCCAUAUUCAACUCAGUGCAUUCCAGAGAAAGAAUGUGCAUGUACUGACAGUGAAGACCAACCCCGCACUGCCGGGGAGAUUUGGAAUGGGGGCAUUGAUGAAUGUGCCCUCUACAAAUGUUUGGAGAAUGGAAGCAUUAUUCCUAUAGAGCCUGAGUGUGAGGAAGAGCCCUCGCCAAUUUGUGAACGAGAAGCUGAGGUUGUCCUGGGCUUCAUUGAUAAGCAGUCCUGCUGUUCAAAGGAAGUUUGUGCAUGUGACAUGACCUUGUGUGAUACCACCAUUCCGACAUGUACGGACAGUCAAAAGUUGACCGUUGGCCAUAGCCCUCUUUCUUGCUGUCCACAGUACCAAUGUGAAUGUGACCCACUCAAGUGUCCCACUUUUUCAAUACCAGAAUGCAGAGAAGACCAAUUCAUGAUUCAAGUUCAACAGGAUGAGCCUUGCUGUUUUGGUCCUAUCUGUGUUUGUGAAGCUUGCACUGAACCUAUUCCAAUAUGUACUGAUGGGGAAUUUCUCACUGUGGAUCUUAAUACCACAGAUGUCUGUUGUCCUCGGUAUUACUGUGUCUGUGAACCAAAUCUUUGUCCCCCACCACUACUCAACUGUGCAGAAGAUAUGACACUUGUGAAAGAAAAUGUGUCUGGUCAAUGCUGUCCUAUAUGGCACUGUGAAUGUAGCUGUGAAAAACUUGUUGUGCCAACUUGUGAAGUGGGAGAAUUUACUACAAUAGACCACAGCUUUCAGAGUGACUGUGGAUGUGUACAGUAUCUCUGUGAAAAAGAUGAUGUGUGUGUAUUUCAAGAAGUAUCAGUAUUGAAUCCUGGCCUAUCUAUGAUAAAGUACUUGGAAGGGGACUUUUGUCAUACAAUAGACUGUCUGGAAGAAAAAGAUAACCAAACAGGCUUUCACACUCUGAAUUUUACAAUGGUGAAUUGUUCAAAAGAAUGUGACAUUCACCAGGUGUAUACUCCAUCUCCAAGUGAUUAUGAUUGUUGUGGUACCUGCAAAAAUGUAUCCUGCAAGUUUCAAAUGGAAAAUGGAACAUCAGUUAUAUAUGAGGAGGGGAGUAUGUGGCACUAUAAUUGUACCACAUAUGAAUGUGUUAAGACUGAUGAAGGAACAAUGAUUCUGAACUACAGUAUGGUCUGUCCCCCCUUUAAUGAGACUGAAUGCAAAAUGAAUGAAGGGGUUGUAAAGCUUUAUAAUGAAGGCUGUUGCAAGAUCUGUAAACGAGAAGAAAAGAUAUGCCAGAAAGUGAUUAUUAAGUCAGUCAUACGGAGACAGGACUGUGCAAGUCACAGCUCAAUAAAUGUUGCAUCUUGUGAUGGAAAAUGCCCAUCAGCCACCAUAUAUAACAUCAAUAUUGAGAGCCAUCUAAGGUUUUGCAAAUGUUGUCGUGAAAAUGGAGUGCGGAACUUCACUGUGCCUCUGUAUUGUUCAGGGAAUGGUACUGAGGUCAUGUACACUCUCCAGGAACCUAUAGACUGUACAUGCCAGUGGAAUUAAACUUUCGGAUUCCAAGAGUUCUAUGCAACAUCAUAAAUCAAAUGGAGCUAACUUUUAGCACUAUUGUUUAGGCACUGGGCAGAUGUAUACUGUUUAUAGAUAAUGUAUUUUUCAGACUAUGAGGAUGUAGCAAUUGUGGUACAAAAUAUACUCAAUUUCCAUGGAAAAAUAGAUUUAUUUAUUUAUUUUAAGGAAGCAAAUGAUUUUAAAUUGUUCAGUUGAA